This is a messenger RNA of Penaeus chinensis, 6177 nucleotides long. RefSeq names its product myosin heavy chain, muscle-like. The transcript has 23 exons. Gene Ontology annotation, cellular component: myosin complex. The coding region runs from base 156 to 6038 and encodes 1960 amino acids. Gene Ontology annotation, molecular function: ATP binding; actin filament binding; cytoskeletal motor activity. Lineage: Eukaryota; Metazoa; Arthropoda; Malacostraca; Decapoda; Penaeidae. The record is from RefSeq and is a predicted model, not a curated record.
CCCCUUCUCUCACGUAGGCUAUAUGAGUUCCACGCCCCGUUCCUCCCCUUCAGUUAUCCUUCGGAGGGUGAUCGAAGCGGAAAGUUCCAGGGCUGUUCUGCGUACUGUGUGUCUGACCUCGACUGUUUGCCUUAAGCGCCACCUGCACCACCACCAUGCCUGGCCACAUCGUCAAGAGCACCGGACCGGACCCCGACCCCACCGAGUUCCUGUACGUGUCCCUGGAACAGAAGCGCAUCGACCAGACCAAGCCCUACGAUGCCAAGAAGGCCUGCUGGGUCCCCGACGAGAAGGAGGGCUACGUCUUCGGUGAGAUCCAGGGCACCAAGGGCGAUCUGGUGACCGUCCAGGUACCCGGCGGUGACACCAAGAACUUCAAGAAGGAUCUGGUGCUGCAGGUCAACCCUCCCAAGUUCGAAAAAUGCGAGGAUAUGUCCAACUUGACCUAUCUCAACGAUGCCUCCGUCCUGUACAACCUCAAGCAGCGUUACAUCACCAAGCUCAUCUACACCUACUCCGGCCUCUUCUGCGUCGCCAUCAACCCCUACAAGCGCUACCCGAUCUACACCAACCGCUGCGUCAAAAUCUACCAGGGAAAGAGGCGCAACGAAGUCCCCCCUCACAUCUUUGCCAUUUCCGACGGCGCCUACAUGGACAUGUUGCAGAACCACGAGAACCAGUCCAUGCUUAUCACUGGUGAGUCAGGUGCCGGCAAGACCGAGAACACGAAGAAAGUUAUCCAGUACUUUGCCAACAUCGCAAGGAAAAGUGAUACUUUUGAAAAGAAGGGAAAGCAGAAAGAAAUGCCCAAGUUCUCAUCUGGUAACCUUGAGGAUCAGAUCGUGCAGACCAACCCUGUCCUGGAAGCUUUCGGUAACGCCAAGACUGUGAGAAAUGAUAACUCCUCUCGCUUCGGUAAAUUCAUCCGCAUUCACUUCGGUCCCUCUGGCAAGCUGUCCGGUGCUGAUAUCGAGACCUACCUGCUGGAGAAGGCUCGUGUCAUCUCCCAGCAGUCUCUGGAGAGGUCUUACCAUAUCUUCUACCAAAUCAUGUCCGAUUAUGUGAAGCACCUGAAGACAAUGUGUUUCUUGUCGAAUGACAUCCACGACUAUUACUUUGUCAGUCAGGGUAAAGUAACAGUAGCAUCCAUUGACGACAAUGAGGAAAUGCAAUUCACGGAUACGGCCUUCGACGUGCUGGGCUUCUCUCAGGAGGACAAGGAUAACGUGUACAAGGUGACAGCUACCGUCAUGCACUUCGGCAACCUCAAGUUCAAGCAGAGGGGUCGCGAGGAGCAGGCAGAACCCGACGGCACUGAGACCGGCGACAUCUGCGGCAAGCUCCUGGGCAGUGACGGCGCCGAGCUGUACAAGAACCUGACGAAGCCCAAGAUCAAGGUCGGCAACGAGUUCGUGACCCAGGGCAGGAACAAGGACCAGGUGUACUACUCCGUCGGCGCCCUGGCCAAGGCUCUGUUCGACCGCAUGUUCAAGUGGCUCGUCAGGAAGUGCAACGUCACUCUCGAGACCGGCCAGAAGCGAGUCAUGUUCAUCGGUGUGCUCGACAUCGCUGGCUUCGAGAUCUUCGACUUUAAUGGCUUCGAGCAGCUUUGCAUCAAUUUCACCAACGAAAAGUUACAGCAGUUCUUCAACCAUCACAUGUUUGUUCUCGAGCAAGAGGAGUACAAGCGAGAGGGCAUUAACUGGGUUUUCAUUGACUUUGGGCUAGACCUACAGGCCUGCAUUGAGCUCAUUGAGAAGCCUCUAGGUAUCCUCUCCAUCCUUGAAGAGGAGUCUAUGUUCCCUAAGGCUACCGACAAGUCCUUCGAGGAGAAGCUGAAGACUAACCACCUGGGUAAGUCUCCCAACUUCAUCAAGCCGAAGCCUCCCAAGCCAGGCCAAGCCGAGGCCCACUUCGCCAUCGUCCACUACGCCGGCACUGUGCCCUACAACCUCACUGGCUGGCUCGAGAAGAACAAGGACCCGCUCAACGACACCGUGGUCGACCAGAUCAAGAAGUCGACCAACCAGCUGGCCAUCGAGAUCUUCGCCGACCACCCCGGGCAGUCGGGAGCACCCGAUACCAGUGGCAAGGGCGGCAAGCGGGCGAAGGGCUCAGGCUUCCAGACUGUGUCCGGCAUGUACAAGGAGCAACUUAACAACCUGAUGACAGUGUUGAGGAGCACCUCCCCCCACUUCGUUCGUUGCAUCAUCCCUAACGAGCACAAGGAACCUGGUGUUAUCGACGCCGCUCUCGUGAUGCAUCAGCUGACCUGCAACGGCGUACUUGAAGGCAUUCGUAUCUGUCGCAAGGGCUUCCCCAACAGGAUGAUUUACCCUGACUUUAAGCACCGAUACCGCGUCCUGUGUCCUCAACUGCUCCUCCAGGAACGCAAGGAGCAGGUUCCUCCCCGGCCUAGCGCAGAAAUGAUUCUAGACUACGUCAAAUUGGAGCCUAAUCAAUACCGUUACGGUCAAAACAAGGUGUUCUUCCGCGCCGGCGUGCUCGGUCAGCUCGAGGAGAUUCGUGACGACCGCCUCGCCAAGAUCAUCUCGUGGCUGCAAUCCUGGAUCCGAGGCUACACCAGCCGCAAGGCCUACAAGAAGCUCCAGGAGCAGCGCGUCGCCCUCAUCGUCGUGCAGCGCAACCUGAGGAAGUACCUGCAGCUCCGCACCUGGGCAUGGUACCGCCUCUGGCAGAAGGUCAAGCCCCUACUCAACGUCACCCGUAUCGAGGACGAGAUCCGCGCCCUCGAGGAGAAGGCCGCUAAGGCUGAGGAGAACUACGAGCGCGAGUCUAAGCUCCGUAAGGAGCUCGAGGCCGCAAACCUCGCCCUGCUCGAGGAGAAGAACAACCUUAUGGUCGCCCUCGAAUCGACCAAGGGCAACGUGUCAGAGUACCUCGACAAGCAGGCCAAACUCCAGAGUCAGAAGGCCGACCUCGAGGCGCAGCUCAACGAAACCACCGAGCGCCUACAGCAGGAGGAGGAGGCCCGCAACCAGCUGUUCCAGGGCAAGAAGAAGAUCGAGCAAGAGAUCUCCGGCUUGAAGAAGGACAUCGAGGACUUGGAGCUCACAGUGCAGAAGGCCGAGCAGGACAAGGCCACCAAGGACCACCAGAUCCGCAACCUCAACGAUGAGAUCGCCCACCAAGACGAGCUCAUCAACAAGAUCAACAAGGAGAAGAAGCACUUGCAGGAAUGCAACCAGAAGACCGCAGAGGAUCUGCAGGGCAUCGAGGACAAGUGCAACCAUCUCAACAAGGUUAAGGCCAAGCUUGAACAGACCCUCGAUGAGCUUGAGGAUUCUCUCGAAAGGGAGAAGAAGCUGCGAGGCGAGGUUGACAAGGCCAAGAGGAAGGUUGAGGGCGACCUCAAGUUGACACAGGAAGCCGUUGCCGACUUGGAGCGCAACAAGAAGGAGCUCGAGCAGACCAUCCAGCGCAAGGACAAGGAAGUGUCCUCCCUUGCAUGCAAGCUGGAAGACGAGCAGGGCCUCGUCUCGAAGCUCCAAAAGCAGAUCAAGGAGCUGCAGGCUCGCAUUGAGGAGCUCGAGGAAGAACUGGAGCACGAGCGCCAGGCCCGCGCCAAGUCCGAGAAGUCCAAGACUCACCUGGGCCGCGAGCUCGAGGAGCUGGGCGAGCGCCUGGACGAGGCCGGCGGCGCCACCGCUGCGCAGAUCGAGCUCAACAAGAAGCGCGAGGCCGAGCUGGCCAAGAUCCGCCGAGACCUCGAGGAGUCCAACAUCCAGCACGAGGCCGCCCUCGCCAGCCUCCGCAAGAAGCACAAUGACGCCGUCGCCGAGAUGUCCGAGCAGAUUGACCACCUCAACAAGAUGAAGGCCAGGAUGGAGAAGGAUAAAGAGGCUCUGAAACGGGAAGCUGAUGAUGCCAGAUCUGCCACAGACGGUCUUGUUCGAGAUAAGGCCGCUGCUGAAAAGAUGAACAAGCAGCUUCAGCACCAGAUUAACGAGAUCCAGUCCAAGCUCGACGAGGCCAACCGCACCCUCAAUGACUUCGACGCCACCAAGAAGAAGCUCGCCGUGGAGAACACCGACCUUCUGCGCCAGGUGGAAGAAGCGGAGAGCCAGAUCGGCCAGCUGUCGAAGCUGAAGCUGUCUCUCACCAACCAGCUCGAGGACACCAGGAAGCUUGCCGACGAUGAGUGCAGGGAACGUGCAACUCUUCUCGGUAAGUUCCGCAACUUGGAGCACGACAUCGACGGCCUCCGCGAGCAGCUGGACGAGGAGGGCGAGGCGAAGGCCGAUCUGCAGCGCCAGCUCUCCAAGGCCAACGCCGAGGCCCAGAUGUGGCGUGCUAAGUACGAGUCCGAAGGCGUCGCACGCGCCGAGGAGCUCGAGGCAGCGCGCCUGAAGCUCGCCGCCCGCCUCGAGGAAGCCGAACAGCAGAUCGAACAGCUGAACAUCAAGAACAUGAAUCUCGAGAAGACGAAGCAGCGUAUCGCCACCGAGCUCGAGGACAUGCAGAUCGAGGUCGAGCGAGCCACGGCGCUGGCCAACGCCGCCGAAAAGAAACAGAAGAACUUCGACAAGAUCAUCUCCGAAUGGAAGAUGAAGGUCGACGAUCUCUCGGCCGAACUCGACGCCUCGCAGAAGGAAUGCCGCAACUACUCGACCGAGCUCUUCCGUAUCAAGGCCGCCUACGAGGAGAACCUGGAGCAGCUCGACUCCGUGCGCCGCGAGAACAAGAACCUCGCCGAUGAGAUCAAGGACCUGAUGGACCAGAUCGGCGAGGGCGGACGAUCCCUCCACGAGAUCCAGAAGAAUGCCAGGCGCCUCGAGAUCGAGAAGGAGGAACUGCAGGCCGCCCUUGAGGAAGCCGAGGCUGCCCUCGAGCAGGAGGAGAACAAGGUGCUCCGCGCCCAGCUUGAGCUCAGCCAGGUCAGACAGGAGAUUGACAGGCGCAUCCAGGAGAAGGAGGAGGAGUUUGAGAACACCCGUAAAUGCCACCAGCGCGCCAUUGACUCCAUGCAAGCUUCUCUGGAGGCUGAAGCAAAGGGCAAAGCUGAAGCUCUCCGCAUGAAGAAGAAGCUCGAGUCUGACAUCAACGAGCUUGAGAUCGCCCUCGACCACUCCAACAAGGCCAACGCCGACCUCCAGAAACACAUCAAGAAGAUCCAGGGGGAGAUGAAGGAACUCCAGGCCCGCGUCGAGGAGGAACAGCGCCUCGCGUCGGAGUACAGGGAACAGUAUGGCAUCGCGGAGCGCCGAGCCAACGCCCUGCACGGCGAGUUGGAGGAGUCCCGCACGCUCCUGGAACAGUCCGACCGCGGCCGCCGCCAGGCCGAGGCCGAGCUCGCCGAGGCCCACGACCACAUCAACGACAUCACUGCGCAGAACGGCUCCCUCACCGUCGCCAAGAGGAAGCUCGAGGGAGAAAUGCAGACCCUGCAUGCCGAUCUUGACGAGAUGUUGAACGAGGCCAAGAACUCGGAGGAGAAGGCCAAGAAGGCCAUGGUCGACGCCGCCCGCCUCGCCGACGAGCUCCGCGCCGAGCAGGAGCACGCCCAGACCCAGGAGAAGAUGCGCAAGGCCCUCGAAGUGUCCGUGAAGGAGCUCCAGGUCCGCCUGGAGGAGGUCGAGACCAACGCCCUGAAGACCGGCAAGAAGGCCGUGGCCAAGCUGGAGAGCCGCGUCAGGGAGCUGGAGAACCAGCUGGACGACGAGAGCCGCCGCCACGCCGACGCCCAGAAGAACCUGAGGAAGUGCGAGAGGCGCAUCAAGGAGCUCAGCUUCCAGUCCGACGAGGACAAGAAGAACCACGAGAGGAUGCAGGACCUGGUCGACAAACUGCAGCAGAAGAUCAAGACGUACAAGCGGCAGAUCGAGGAGGCCGAGGAGAUCGCCGCCCUCAACCUGGCCAAGUUCCGCAAGGCCCAGCAGGAGCUGGAGGAGGCCGAGGAGCGCGUCGAGAACGCCGAACAGGCUGCCAACAAGGCCAAGGUGAAGGGCCGCGCCAGUUCUCUGGCUCGGAUGUCCCCGCAGCCCACGGCCCAGCUGUUGCAGAGGAUGAUGCAGUAGACAACCCCCCACCCCUACCCCUAUCCCCACCCCCACCCCCGUGUCCGGCCAGGUGUGACAUUCCCGGAGAAAGUGACGCCAUCCAUCUCGACCGACCGUCCCUCGAGACUUCCCAUCGAACUUCCGCGGUUUUUAAUGA